AAGUCAUCACCACAGUGACCACUUGUUGGAACGUAUUUUCCCGUUUAAAAGGGGGCAACGCCCACUUCCAUCAGGAUUCGAGCAUGGAAGAAAUGUAUGCAAAUUUCCUCGCAAACCAGUUACAAGAGGAACUUCACAAAAAAAUUCCCUACACCCAUGGAAAAUCAAUAUCGAUUUGCCACAUUGGUUAUAAUUAGAGAGAUACCGACAGUCCGGGCAAGCCGGUUUUUAUUCCUCGUUUCCUUACGAGCUUGUGGAAGCAAAAUCAUGAUAGGAUAGCUGGCAGGAAGAAUACCAGGACCAAUAGCGUUAUAAAGUGAUCAAAGCUGUCUCACGGGAUCAUGAGUUCCCAGAGCCAUAUUUUGUGUCUUCUCGCGAUCAUCGUCGCCUUCGUUGUGCCUCCAUCCCAACUGGUCAGCAUCAAUGAUGUCGAUGGAAGUGGUGAUCGUCUGGAAGAAGCUUUGGCUUUCUUGGAUGAGUAUAAUUCGACAGCGGAGAUGGUGUUCUUCGAGUCCAACUCGGCAAACUGGGAUUUCGUGACCAACCUUACCGAUUUUAAUCAAGAGAAAAGUGUUCAAACCAGUCUGAAAGAGUCAGUUUUUCACAAGAACUCUGCGAUGAGGGCUCGCGAGUUCGACGAUGUCAAGGAUAGUUUUCCCGAGGACGUUCAGCGUCUACUUGGUUUUAUAGCCGACAUCGGCGUAUCUGCACUCGACAACGACACCGUACAGGAGUACAAUGAGAUCAUGGCCGAGAUGAAAAAGAUAUACAGCUCAACUCCAAUAUGUCGACCUGAUGAUCCAUCAGAGUGUCUCAAACUUGAACCGGAUCUCACGGAAAUUUUGGCGACCUCAACGGACUGGGGUGAACUAGUGUGGGUUUGGCAGGAAUUCCGUAAUACGAUAGGGAAAGCCAACAAACCUUAUUACGUAAGAUACGUGGAUAUAGCGAAUGACGGAGCAAGGGCGAAUGGGUAUGAUGACCUCGGCGAUUACUGGAGGUCUGAUUAUGGCGACGACCUCGAGACACAGGUUUAUGAACUCUACAAUGCUAUUCUACCACUUUAUAAACAGCUGCAUGCUUAUGUGAGACGAAAGCUGAAUGGAAUCUACGGAUCUGAGCACGUCCCCCUCACUGGCCACCUCCCGGCGAAUGUACUAGGGGACAUGUGGGGACGUUUCUGGAACAUCUAUCCACACGUGGUACCGUACCCCGAUCUUCCUAAUAUCGACGUGUCUGAUGAAAUGGUUAGACAGAAUUAUACGGUGGACAGGCUGUUCCGUAUGGCAGAUGAUUUCUUCAGCUCCAUGGGUCUAUUUCCGGCCAACGAUGCAUUCUGGGAGAAUUCAAUGUUCGAGAGACCCGAUGAUGGGAGGAAAGUGCUCUGCCACCCACAAGCAUGGGACUUCCUCAACAGAGAAGACUUUAGGAUUAAGAUGUGUACGGAAGUGAACAUGGACUACUUUAUGACAGUUCACCACGAGUUUGGUCAUAUCCAGUAUGCUAUGAAUUACAAACACCAACCGGUAUCCUUCCGCGGGGGAGCUAACGGCGCGUUCCACGAAGCCAUUGGAGAAGUGAUGGCACAAUCGGUAGCCACGCCCAAACAUUUGAAAGUGGUUGGAUUGUUUGACGGGGAUGACGAUUCUAUGAACGUAACAAACACAGAUAUAAACUUCUUAUUGAAGAUGGCGUUACCAACGAUUGGAACCCUUCCAUUCAGCUUAGCUUUGGAGCAAUGGAGGUGGGAUGUAUUCAGCGGGAAAACAGACGUCAAUGCGGGAACAGCAAGAUGGUGGCAACUUAAGAACGAUCUGAUCGGGGUCAAAGCCCCUGUUGAAAGAACUGAAGAAGAUUUCGAGGCCGGUGCCAUGCUUCAUAUCAUUGUAUCAUAUCCAUUUAUUGGAUACUAUAUCCGGACUAUAAUUCAGUUCCAGUUUUAUCAGUCUCUUUGCCAGUCAGCGGGUCAUACGGGACCACUCCAUAAAUGCGACUUCUAUCAAUCCACUGAAGCUGGCGACAAAUUGGCUGCAAUGUUAUCACUGGGCAAAAGCCGCCCGUGGCCUGAAGCAAUGGAGGCCCUCACCGGUCAGAGACAGAUGAAAGCAGACGCCAUCUUGGAAUACUUUCAGCCCCUCAUGGAAUGGCUGGAGAAAACUAACGAAGAGAAUGGAGAUGUGAUUGGAUGGUCAGACGCAUCAGGUUCCGCUUCGCUGGACGUUUGUAGCAUGUUGAUGGUCUGCUUCUUCGCCUUCAUUUCAAAAAGUAUAUAA
Lytechinus variegatus (green sea urchin) is the source of this 2273-nucleotide messenger RNA. RefSeq names its product angiotensin-converting enzyme-like. Gene Ontology annotation, cellular component: plasma membrane. Bases 342 to 2273 code for a protein of 643 amino acids. Gene Ontology annotation, molecular function: metallopeptidase activity; peptidyl-dipeptidase activity. The record is from RefSeq and is a predicted model, not a curated record. The transcript has 13 exons. Lineage: Eukaryota; Metazoa; Echinodermata; Echinoidea; Temnopleuroida; Toxopneustidae. Gene Ontology annotation, biological process: proteolysis.